Molecule: messenger RNA, 519 nt
Organism: Trichosporon asahii var. asahii CBS 2479
Lineage: Eukaryota; Fungi; Basidiomycota; Tremellomycetes; Trichosporonales; Trichosporonaceae
Exons: 1
Coding region: 1-519 (172 amino acids)
Source: RefSeq, a predicted model, not a curated record
AUGGCCGUCAAUUCAACGAACAACGCGACAGCGACCUGUCCCUACGACUCUGUUUUCGAAAGGGUGGCCAAUCCAGACACCUACAACUGGACCUCCGCAUGGGAUCAGUACCACGACGAAUGGACUGGACGAACACACGCGCUGGGCAACCUCUUUCGGACACGAGUGGGCGACAAGUGGAUCGGUUUACCCGGGUGCUGGUAUCUGGGCGUUCUAGACAACGAAAGGGCCAAGAAAUGCGAGGCGGGCGGAGGCAUGGCCGUCGUCGCGACGAAAUCCAAGGACAUCGUGGACGCUGAUGUCUGGUACUGCGGGAUCCCCGGUACCAGUGACCAGGUGCCCGCCCCUGACCCCAUCAGCGACGACUACUUCUCCCUGAUGAAGUCCAACGUGUCCGAAAACCCCCUUAUUUGUAAUCGGCCCGACCAGAACGAGAGCGAUGCGCCGCACCGAGCCGUUCUCUCACAUUGGCUCCCUUUGCUCGCUGUCGCCUUGACCUCCGCCGUCGCGCAAUUGUGA